Molecule: messenger RNA, 2643 nt
Organism: Haliotis rufescens (red abalone)
Lineage: Eukaryota; Metazoa; Mollusca; Gastropoda; Lepetellida; Haliotidae
Product: protein dachsous-like
Exons: 10
Coding region: 102-1826 (574 amino acids)
Biological process (GO): homophilic cell-cell adhesion
Cellular component (GO): plasma membrane
Molecular function (GO): calcium ion binding
Source: RefSeq, a predicted model, not a curated record
UUUCAAGAUUUGCUACUCCCGCGAUGCGCAUUACACUGAGCAGAGUAGUCACCGAAUGAUGUGAGCUUUAAACGGGAAAGUGUUCUUGACCUGGAAUUAUCAUGGAACUUCAAAGUUUGGCUGUCGUUUCGCUUUUUUGUUUGCUUGUACCUUCGUUACAGGUCCCUCCCAGCAUCGCUCCUCUCACCACCAAGAACCUAGCCGAGAGCGCGCCGGACAAUUUCAUCGUGACGUGUGUCCCAUGUCUGCACAGCUCCACCAUCAGCGUCAGCAUCCUCAGCGUCACCGUGGCCCAGGGUGUCGGCAACCAGUGCACCUCGUGUUUCACCGCCAGACAGGUCAGCCCGACCAGUGACUAUUGCAUUAUCUACCACCGGAACUUCCUGAGUACUCCGCCGGAAGCACUGAUUUACGCACAGGCGCAGCGAUACAUCGUUAAGCUCGUGUGCACUGAUGGCACAGAAUCCGCUCAAGGAGACGUGGAUCUGAGGAUCAUAGCCAACUCAGCCCCGCAGUUUACCCAGCCCGUACCAGAUGCCUGUUUGACGAUAAACGCCAUUACCACCCCGGCCAACGCCGUUGUGUAUAAUUCCCUCAACGCCGCCGACGUCGAUGGUGACACCCUUUCCUACAGCAUGGUGUCAGAUCCCGUCAACGACAUCUUUGACAUACAGACAAGUACCGGAGUAAUCUACGCAAAGAAGCCCGCCGACAGCUACUGUUACAACACUGUUGACUUUUACGUCAGCGUCACCGACGGCACAACGGCGCCCGUUGGUCCUGUGAAAAUUACAUGUCCAAUUACAAAUCACCAUACAUCACCAACUAUCACCGGCCUGAACCAGGACGUCUACAUCGACGAGGAUGUUGCAGUUGGAACAGCGAUUUAUUCCCUCCCCGUCCUAAUACCGGCGCCAGUGUUGAGCAUUUCCAAUGUCCUACCUCCAACCUCCAGCCCCCUGUUUACAGUGGCCGCGGGACGGAUACUACAAGUUGCUGCUCCCUUGGACUUCGAGGACGCCACGAACCGGGACCCGAACAUCACACUUGUUGUGUCCAACACCUACUGCGCAUCUACAGAGUACUACCUGCACGUGCACCUGCGGGACAAGAACGACCCCCCGAAAGUGACCCCCACGAGUGUGGUACACACACAGACUGAAGGAUCAUUCAUCUAUCUCAGUCCGGGGCUGUCAAUAGUGGAUCAAGAUGACUUCACCUUUGGCAGGGUGAUAACUGCCGCUGCUGAUGUGAACAUGUGGUCAUUCACUCCUGGUGGGGACUUAAUUUCUGUCGUCACGUAUGACGUUGAAACGCUUGGGCCUGUGGCAAGUUUGACGCUAAAAGUCUCUGAUACAAAAGGUGGUCUUUCUGAGGAGAUAUUUGUUACUAUUACCGUCACGGAUAUCAACGACAACCGUCCGAUAUUCGACCAAACGGUCUACAGUUAUACUGUAUCUGAAUGUGACCCCCCGGGGAAGGUUCUGGGGUCCCUAACAGCCACAGACAAGGACAUAAGUAGUCCAAAUAACGUCAUCAUCUACGACGUCGUCAGCAUGGGCAGCAUAACAGUCGACGCAGCUGGUACAGUGACAAUCCUAUCCAAUGUGUCUAUGGGGGUGACAACACCUGUUGAGGUGGGUUGCCGUGACAACGGAUCUCCUCAACUCAUCUCGCCCUGGAAAGCAACUGUGCAGCUGGUCGUCACAGAGUGCGCCGCCACAACGCAGACAAACGCUCAGAGUAGCGGCGAACCUAUCACUUCCUACAUGUGGACACAGAUAGCCACACUUCUGGCCAUGUUAGGUGCAGUGCAAUGGGGCUGAGAAUCCGCAACCAGCGCGUCCCGGCAAACUACGGGAGACAACUCCUCAGUUUUAGCAACGCAUUUGUUUUCUGGAUAGAUAUGUAAAUUUGGUCUUGUAAACGAAUGUAAAAUGUAAAUAGCGCCUCUGUCACCCUCUACUCUUAAAAGACAUUUCCAUAAAACAUUGUCGUUAGACUGAACUGGUAAUAUGUUCAGCAAGUUGGGAGAUGGGUUGAAGUAUUGAGCUAUUGACAUAUAGAUUUGAUUGCAAUAAAGAAAAUGAAACAUACAUUAUCAGAUUGUUGUUUCAGCUGUAAAGACAUCGAGCCUCCAGAAAACAAAAAGUAGCGCAGAUGUUCAUACGUUUUAACUGAAUGGUUUUGUUUGAAACCUCUGAUUAACUAUUUAAACGUGACCAAGUAUUUCCAAAGGUCUUAGUGGAAUUUUUAUAUACCGUUAUGGUAACGAGAUCUUUGAGCAGGCAUGAGGACGAACCUGUUCAAAAUAUUCACUUUCAUAAAUAAACAAAGUCAUACUUUUAAACCAUAGUUUGUUGCCAGAGCUUGUUGACGUCACCACCUAACAGGGGGUGAUUUGGAGGGUAGAAACCUUCAUGUCGUUCAAGACGGGACGGGAAUUGGGAGCCAUGGACAUGUUUGGUGUAUAUGAACAGGGAAUAUAUUAAUUAAGACUUUAGAUUAUUAAUACGAUAUCUUUCUGAAUAUUUAUCCGUGUAUUGUCUGUUAACGUUACUGCUGUUUUGUUCAUUGAAUAAUGUUAACUGUUUUCACGUGUCAAACCUAAUAUUGCUGAAUAAAAUUGGUUGUCAGAUAUCA